AUGAGUCUAUCCACUGAAGAAGAAGAAGAUUUUUCUAAAUUACCUCUUGAUGAAAGACUAGUACAUAAAUCAUGGAAGGCACGUCUGAAUGGAUAUCAACAACUCCAAAAACAAUUCCAAAGUCCAUUCCCAUUGCCAAGUGAAUAUGAAAAAUAUUGGUCUUAUCCAAAUCUAUUCCAUAAAUAUAUUCUUGAUCCUAACGUUGUUGCUCAAGAAAAUGCAUUAUUUGCUCUACACUCAAUGUUUUUCAAACAGAUUCCCGAUAUACAGAAUUUAAACGAUUUCCCCAUACACGUUUAUCUAGACGAAUGGUUGGCACCAUUAGUUACGAAAGCAUUGAAUUCUUCAAGAAACAAGAGCAAAGAUUUGACUAUUACUUGUAUCCUGUUACUUUGUUCCUUGGACCAAUCUGUCUAUAAUAUCGUGUCGCAGAUUAUCGAACUUUUACCUACCGUCAAGAUACCUAAACUGAUUGCAUCUAUAAUAUCAUGUAUUAAUAUCAUAUUGACAACAUUCGAAUUGAUUAAUGUUGAAGGUUCUGCUUUGAUUGAACUAUUAAAUAAAAUAUUUGCCCCAUUACCUAAACUGGCGUCUCAUGCAGAUAAAAAUGUAAGAGCUAAUACAAUGACACUGAUCGUAACUCUGUUUUGUUUAUUAGGCAAAGGUAAGACCUUGUUACAGGAAACCCUGUUGGAUAAACUGAAACCUAUUCAACAAAGAGAAUUAGACAAACAAUUUAGUUCGCCAGAUAUUAAAUUGGGCGAUCCUUUUAAAGAUAGCGAGAAUAAUGAUAACAUAAUAUUAUUUGAAUGGAAACGGAGAGCAGAUGAAAAGGCAAAACGAGAAAGCGAAUUCCAAUUAAAUCAAAAUGGUUUGGAUGCAGACGGUGAUACAAAUAUGGAAAUUAAUAUUGGCUCCAAUUUAAAAGCCAAUACCGCCCCCAAAGUUGACCCAUUCCAGUUAUUACCUGAAGAAGACUUGUUGUCGAAUUUGCCAGAAGAAUUUGAUUCAAGAUUGAAGUCACCUAAAUGGAAAGAUAGAGUCGAAGUACUUGAGGAAUUGAAUACAGCACAUUUGAAUGUAAUUAAAAAAUUACAAAUGAAUAAAAAUUAUUCAACGAUACUGAAAACUUUAUCAGAUGUCAUCUCUAAGGACGUUAACGUUCAAUGUGUCACUCUAGCAUCCGAGGCUAUCAAUAUGAUCUUAAUGAAACUGUCCAACAACGCGAUCCAUGAAAAUUACAUAUCUAUUGUAUUUCCUGCAUUACUAGAAAGAACCAAAGAGAAAAAGCCUAGUGUCAUCGAAAUGAUCACCAGGACCAUCCAUACUGUAUGCGAUAUAUAUGAACCCUUCAUACCUGAGAACGAGUCAUUAAUCUUAAGGGAACUAUUAAUGAAAUUGAAUGAUCGUAUUCCUAAUGUGAAGCUUGAAUGUAGUAAAAUCUUCAAUGAAUUGUUAGGUAAGACAGAAAAAAUGGAUAAGAGAUAUAUGGUAUUGAACCUUGUUGAUGGGGCUAGGAUCUUUGAAGUGAUUAAAAAAUUGAUCAAUGACACACAGAUGAAUAUUAGAAAUGUGAGUUUUAUGAUUGUGGCUAAAUUGAUUAAUUUGUUGGGGAUUGAGUAUUUCCAUGAAUUUUUAGAUAGUAUUGAUAAGAUUAAAAGACGUAAGAUUGAAGAGAUGGUGAAGAAUGAUGAGGGGAAAGUAAAGCUGGAUAACAAGACAAGGAUUAACGCCAACAAUAGUACUACAUCUGUAAGAAAUAUUCAGACUGCUGGCAAUAUAAUGACAGAUCCAAAUAGCAAUACUAAAGGUAUUACCAAUAGUAUUACUAAUGGUAUAAGUGAUUCUAAUUCUAAUUCUAAUUCUAAUUCUAAUUCUAAUUUUAACUCUAAUCCUAAUAGUAAUAAUAGACUGAACAAAAUCAUACCAAAUAAGAGAAUAGCGACCUCACCAAUAGUUAAACCAAGUCACUAUGAAAAUACAAGUUAUAAAUCGCCCAGCAUUGAUGAUAAGUCAUCUCCCAUGAAUACUUCAAGAAAUAAAGGAAGUAUCAACACAGUGAAUAUGAAUAGAAGAAAUUCUAAAUUGGUGCAAUCUUCAAGCGUCCUUUCAUCAGUUUCGACUCCAUAUAAAGAGAAUAUGAAUAGUAAUAAUAUUAGUAUUAUGAAUAAUCAAAAAGAUAAAGAAAUUAGUGGAUUGAGGAAUAAGAUAAAACGUUUAGAAAGUGAAAAUAUUCAAUGUAAGAACAAGAUUAAUGAAUUAGAAAGAAAAGUAAAUCAACAUAUUAAUACAAUAAUGAUUAAAGAUACAGAAAUACAAAAAUUGAAACGACAAUAUGAUGCCAUCAUAGAACAACAACAACAACAACAACAACAAAAUCGUAGUAUAACAACAAGAAUAGUUGAUAAGGGAAAUAUAAAUAUUCCUUCAAAUAGAGAUAUAAAUAAUUCACCGAUAAAUAGUAUAGAUUUACCAAAUAAGGUAAGAAGAUUACAAAUAGAUCCGUUGAAAAGAUAUACCAGUGCCACUACUGUCACUACCACCACCAAUAAUAGUAAUAAUAACAAUAAUGACAAUAGUAAUAAUGGAACUAGUGAUAAUCGUAAUCAUAGUUUUGAUUUUAAUAAUAAGAAAACAUCAAAUAUGAAUGCACAAGAUGUUAUUAAUACGACAUUAGCUACUGAAGAAUCAUGGCAAAGAGCUGCGUUAGUGACGCAACAAUUAAAAGACCGAAUCAAUAGGAUGAGGAAUCGUAAAUGA
This is a messenger RNA of Arxiozyma heterogenica, 2760 nucleotides long. RefSeq names its product Stu2p (gene STU2). Gene Ontology annotation, molecular function: microtubule plus-end binding; microtubule plus end polymerase activity. Bases 1 to 2760 code for a protein of 919 amino acids. The record is from RefSeq and is a predicted model, not a curated record. The transcript has a single exon. Gene Ontology annotation, cellular component: microtubule plus-end; centrosome; spindle pole. Lineage: Eukaryota; Fungi; Ascomycota; Saccharomycetes; Saccharomycetales; Saccharomycetaceae. Gene Ontology annotation, biological process: microtubule polymerization; mitotic spindle organization; centrosome duplication.